UCCCCCAAUUUAACAAGUCUGAGAAUUUUUUAUUUUGAAUUUUCUAAGAAUUGUGAAUUUGGCAGAGGGUGAUGCCAAAUUCUGAGCAGAAGAUUUCUGAUUUGAUUUCAGGGAUAAUGUAGGGUUUGGGGACGAUUCUGAAUUGGGGUUUUGGUACAGAGAGUCAGUUCACUUGAUGGAGAUGAAGAGAGUAGAGGAAUCGAAGCCAAGGGAAGCGAUUCUGUAUGUUAAUGGCGUCCGUCGAAUUUUGCCCCACGGAUUUGCCCAUCUCACCCUUCUACAGUAUCUCAGAGGUCGAAAUGGGAACUCAGGAUUAUGAUAUUGUAAAGCGUGGUAGUGCUGUUGGAGUUCCUGAAAUGCAUCUCUCAGCAAAACUCCAGGUUACAGGUGAGGCAGAGUAUACAGAUGACGUUCCCAUGCCACCUAACUGUUUACAUGCAGCACUGGUGUUGAGCAAAAAACCCCAUGCUCGUAUACUUAAGAUGGAUGAUGAUGCAGCAAGAUCAUCUCCCGGGGUUGCAGGAAUUUUCCUUUCCAAGGAUAUCCCAGGGGAACACAUGAUUGGGCCAGCUGUUUUGGACGAGGAACUUUUUGCUUCUGAGAUUGUGACAUGUGUGGGUCAGGCUAUUGGAGUGGUGGUGGCUGAUACCCAUGAAAAUGCAAAGCUCGCUGCUCGAAAAGUCAACAUUCAAUAUGAAGAACUACCAGCAGUCUUAUCCAUUGAAGAUGCUAUCAAGUCUAAUAGUUUCCAUACUAAUACUGAAAGAUGUCUUGUAAAAGGGGAUGUUGAACAUUGCUUCUCGUCUGACCAAUGCGAUAAGAUUGUAGAAGGAAAGGUGCAGAUAGGGGGUCAGGAGCACUUCUAUUUGGAGCCAAAUAGUACUCUGAUAUGGACUAAUGAUGCAGGAAAUGAAGUUCAUAUGAUCUCAUCUACACAAUGCCCAGAGAAGCACCAAAAAUAUGUUGCUCGUGUUCUUGGUCUCGAAUUGUCAAAAGUGGUCUGCAAGACCAAAAGACUUGGGGGUGGAUUUGGAGGGAAAGAAACCCGGUCUGCUUUCCUGGCUGCUAUAGCUGCCAUUCCUUCAUAUUUGCUGAAUCGUCCUGUGAAGAUUACACUAGACAGGGAUGUAGACAUGAUGAUAACCGGACAACGCCAUAGCUUUCUCGGGAUGUAUAAGGUUGGUUUUACUAAUGAUGGAAAAGUACUUGCUUUGGAUCUUGAAAUCUACAAUAAUGGUGGAAACUCGCUUGAUCUUUCACUUCUGGUGCUUGAGCGUGCCAUGUUCCAUUCAGACAAUGUGUAUGAGAUUCCGAAUGUUAGGAUUAAAGGAAAGGUUUGCUUCACUAAUUUUCCCAGUAAUACUGCUUUCCGAGGGUUUGGCGGCCCACAGGGCAUGUUAAUUGCUGAGAAUUGGGUUCAAAGAAUUUCCAUGGAAGUCAAGAAAAGCCCAGAAGAAAUUAGGGAGAUCAAUUUUCAAAAGGAGGGAUCAGUUUUGCAUUAUGGUCAAAAAAUUGAACAGUCCACCGUGGAACGUCUAUGGAAUGAACUGAAGAUGUCCACAGACAUAUUGCAUGCUCGCAAAGAAGUUGAGCUAUUCAAUCUUCAAAAUAGAUGGAGGAAGCGGGGAAUUGCUAUUGUUCCAACAAAAUUUGGCAUCUCUUUCACUGCUAAGUUUAUGAAUCAGGCAGGUGCUCUUGUUCAUGUGUACACAGACGGAACUGUGUUGGUCAAACAUGGUGGUACUGAGAUGGGUCAAGGUUUGCAUACAAAAAUUGCACAGAUUGCUGCUUCUUCUUUCAAUAUUCCACUCGCCUCUGUAUUUAUAUCAGAGACAAGUACUGAUAAGGUUCCCAAUGCCUCCCCAACAGCAGCUUCUGCAAGUUCUGAUAUAUAUGGUGCAGCUGUUAUGGAUGCAUGUGAACAAAUAAAAGCACGAAUGCAGCCUCUAGCUUCCCAACAGAAUUUUGGCUCAUUCACUGAGCUUGUCAAGGCAUGCUACAUGGAGCGAAUAAACCUUUCUGCUAAUGGGUUUUAUAAGACACCUGAUAUUGGCUUUGACUGGAAAACUGGUAAAGGGUCUCCAUAUAAUUAUUUUACUUAUGGAGCUGCAUAUGCUGAAGUUGAAAUUGACACAUUAACGGGAGACUUCCAUACAAGGAGGGCUGAUGUGAUUUUGGAUCUUGGAAUUUCUCUAAAUCCAGCACUUGAUGUUGGACAGAUUGAAGGGGCAUUUGUACAAGGUCUUGGGUGGGUGGCUCUUGAAGAGCUAAAAUGGGGUGAUGAUGCUCAUAGAUGGAUAUCACCAGGAUGUUUGUAUACAUCCGGGCCUGGUAAUUACAAUCCUUCCAUUAAUGACGUCCUCUUCAAAUUUAACAUCUCCCUUCUCAAGGAUACUCCUAAUGAUAAGGCCAUUCACUUAUCCAAAGCAGUGGGAGAGCCCCCAUUUUUCCUUGCCUCAUCCGUUUUCUUUGCCAUCAAGGAUGCUAUUAUAGCCGCACGGGCUGAAGUAGGCCUCACUGACUGGUUCCCUUUUGACAAUCCAGCAACUCCUGAACGUAUUCGGAUGGCUUGUGUAGAUGAAUUCACAAAAACCUUCUGUGAUUCUGACUUCCGCCCUAAACUCAGUGUUUAGGAUCAGUCCAGGACAGUGCAGUGGUAAUUUCAAGACAGACUUAUUGCUGCAUCUUAUUAUCCUGAAUGGCACCAUGAAAUUCUCGCAUUCAGUGGUAAUUUUGUGUCUUCAAGUUGUUAAGACUUCUGAUCUCAUUCAGAUUAUAAUUUGUUGUUGUAAUCACACCAAUUCCGCAGCUCGCAUUGACACUGGUUUAUGUCAUAUUUUGAUUUAUCUAAAACAUUUGAUUGAGCAAUGGUCUUUCAUAUGUGAUCUGUAAUAAAUAGACUUCUAAAGUUAAAUAUGAAAGAAAUUGGCCGAAUCAGUUCUAGUCUAUGCUCUCUUUAGAAAGCUUGACAGUCAGCCCUUUGCUGUGAAAAACAUCAAAUGGGAACAAGAA
This is a messenger RNA of Andrographis paniculata, 3012 nucleotides long. Its product is annotated as xanthine dehydrogenase 1-like. Gene Ontology annotation, molecular function: iron ion binding; oxidoreductase activity. The record is from RefSeq and is a predicted model, not a curated record. Lineage: Eukaryota; Viridiplantae; Streptophyta; Magnoliopsida; Lamiales; Acanthaceae.